GGCUGGUUUUCUCUCCAAAACGGCUCCCUCGCAGGACAGGCGACAUUUGCUCCCGCUCUCCGGCAGAAGCGAAACCCUAUCCCUGUCCUCAGUGCUCCGCUUGGGUUUCUCGGGGCUAUUUCUGGCUCUUGGCUCCUUCGCCUCCAGUGUUUCCACUGGCUCUCUCCAUCUUUUUUCCACUCCUUCCCUCCUCUGUUGCCCUCACCUCCCUGUGCCCUCAGCCAAGCGUCCUUCCCAUGGCCCCGCCGCGACGGCUGCUCCCUGAAAUGGGCUGCCAAGGCAGAUUAUUGCCAUUGCUAAUCUGCAUUCACCCUCCUCCCGGUCCUCCCCUGCUCCUCCCUUCUCCAAAUUGCUGCUAUACGGCACCGGUGUGCGGUGCCGCACGGGCUGGCCGGCCGCCCCGAAACGGCCAACGCUGGGAGAACCACCGUGCCAGGGCUGGUCAGGAGCCGGGAAGCCCAUCUGCAGUGGGUCGGGGUGCUGCGGUUGCUCCUCUGCGGGUCCUACCCUGUGUGGCCUCUGCUCGGCAGGGAGAUGCCGCUGGAGGACGGGGACCCGGUGAGGCAGAGGGGACAGCGGGUCAACGGCGAGGUCAGUGGUACCCCCCGGCUUGGGGGAAUGGGAGACCCCCCACUCCGGGGCACGCCAGCGCCCGACGGCAGCAGGACGGAGGCGAUGGCAGAGGGCCGGGAGCCGGGGCCAGCACUGGGUGACAGGGGCGUGAGCCCCAGGGGGGCCCCGCAGCAAGCAGGGCAGCAUGAGGAAGCCCUGAUGACCGAGCUCUCGGAGCUGGUGCAGAAGGUGGUGAAGAGCAGCAGCUGGUGGGAACGGCACGGCGUGGAUAUCAGCAUCCUCACCUGCAGCCUCCUCCUGCUCCCAGCAGGGUUCCUCUGCCUGCGGUCAGCCCAGGCCAUCCCUUUCCUGGCGGGUGUCCUCACCCUUGGCGUGGCACAUCACACCCUGACCGUGAAGGGCAGUCACCUAGCCAGCCACAACGCCUUGACGGAGUCCAAGUCCUGGGGCAAAGUCUGGGCCAUCUUCUUCAUUGAGCUCUGCUCAGCUUUCACGGCCGAGCAAGGCACCUACAACCACGUGAAGAUCCACCACGGCUACACCAAUGUCAUCGGCCUGGGGGACUCCAGCACCUGGAAGCUUCCUUUUCUGAACCGCUACGUCUACAUGUUCAUCGCACCUCUCGCGGUGCCCAUCAUAACCCCUCUGGUUGCUCUUGAUUUGUUGAGGAACGUGGAAUGGAAAGUAGCUCUCCGGACCCUCUGCUGCAUGUUUCUGGGUCUUUACUGCCAUUACUGGCUGCUGCUCCACGUCUCAGGCUUCCAGUCGCCGUGGUCCGCCCUGCUCUGUAUGCUGCUCACCCGCUCCCUCCUGGCCCAUCCCUACAUCCACGUCAACAUAUUCCAGCACAUCGGCCUCCCCAUGUUCGCGGCCGAUCGGAAACCCAAGCGGAUCCACCUCAUGAGCCUGGGCGUCCUCAACCUGCCCCGUAACGCCCUGCUCGACUGGUCCUUUGGCCACUCGCUCAUCAGCUGCCAUGUGGAGCAUCACCUCUUCCCCAGCCUCUCCGACAACAUGUGCCUGAAGAUCAAACCCAUCGUCUCCCAGUACCUGAAGCAGAAGAAGCUGCCAUACAACGAGGACACCUACGCCUCCAGGCUCCGGCUCUUCCUCCAGAGAUACGAGGAGCUGAUGGUCCACGCUCCCCCCAUAACAGAGCUGGUGGGCAUCCAGUGAGGACUCAGGGGGGCUGUUUCCUGCGGGAACUUGCAGCAGGGAUGGUUUUAGCAGGAUCGGGGCUACACAGACACACGCCUCCAUAAAGCCAUCGCGUAGGAAA
Harpia harpyja (harpy eagle) is the source of this 1852-nucleotide messenger RNA. RefSeq names its product fatty acid desaturase 6 (gene FADS6). NCBI's taxonomy places the organism in Eukaryota, Metazoa, Chordata, Aves, Accipitriformes, Accipitridae. The transcript is spliced from 7 exons. The coding region runs from base 535 to 1749 and encodes 404 amino acids. Gene Ontology annotation, molecular function: oxidoreductase activity, acting on paired donors, with oxidation of a pair of donors resulting in the reduction of molecular oxygen to two molecules of water. Gene Ontology annotation, cellular component: membrane. The record is from RefSeq and is a predicted model, not a curated record. Gene Ontology annotation, biological process: lipid metabolic process.